Helianthus annuus (common sunflower) is the source of this 689-nucleotide messenger RNA. RefSeq names its product U-box domain-containing protein 52. Gene Ontology annotation, biological process: protein ubiquitination; protein phosphorylation. The record is from RefSeq and is a predicted model, not a curated record. The transcript is spliced from 2 exons. Gene Ontology annotation, molecular function: ATP binding; ubiquitin-protein transferase activity; protein kinase activity. NCBI's taxonomy places the organism in Eukaryota, Viridiplantae, Streptophyta, Magnoliopsida, Asterales, Asteraceae. Bases 16 to 642 code for a protein of 208 amino acids.
GUUGGUCUCUCAACAAUGCUUCAAUCAGACUUCUCUUCCACAUCCACCAUUUACAAAGACACGAGUCCAGCGGGAACUCUUUGUUAUAUUGAUCCAGAGUAUCAACGAACAGGAUUAGUAUCUCCAAAAUCCGAUGUAUACGCUCUUGGUAUGGUGAUUUUGCAGCUGCUGACCGCAAGACCAGCAAUUGCAGUUACUCAUGUGGUGGAAACAGCUCUUGAAAACGAUGAGUUAGCUUGUGUGUUGGAUCAAGAUGCAGGCGAAUGGCCGAUUGAUGAAGCCAAGGAGUUAGCAUAUUUGGGGUUGAGCUGCGCUGAGCUUCGAAGAAAAGAUAGACCAGAUUUGAAAAACAAGGUUCUUCCUGUAUUGGAACGACUAAAAGCAGUCGCAGAUUCAGCUCAAAGAUCCACAUCCAUGACGCGACCCACCCCUCCUAACCACUUCAUAUGCCCAAUACGCAAGGAUGUUAUGGUUGAUCCAUGUGUUGCUGCUGAUGGCUACACGUACGAUCGCAGGGCGAUAGAACAAUGGCUUGAAGAGAGUGAUAGCUCCCCGAUGACUAAUUUACCGUUGACGAGUAGGAGCUUAACGCCUAAUUACACGCUUCUUUCGGCAAUCAUGGAGUGGAAAUCAACAACCUAACCAUUUGAGUGAGAAUUUUUGAUGCAACCUAAUUUUUUUAGGAUUGU